AUGUUACUGUGGGAUUACAUCGUCGUUGGUGGAGGCUUGGCGGGCUCCGUGAUUUCCAAUCGACUGUUGGAACGCAACCCAUCCUUGAAGAUUCUCUUGGUCGAGGCUGGAAUUAAUGCCAACGACCGCCAGGACAUUGUCUGGCCCAAUUCCACCAACGGCCAGUUUGGUGACUUCGAUUGGGCCUAUUACUCUGAACCGCAGAGUAAUUUGAAUAAUCGAAGCAUUGCAUCCAAUUCGGGCAAAGGACUCGGAGGCAGCACCCUCAUCAAUGGAGCGUUCUGGGUCCGCGGGCAUACUGUCGAAUAUGACCAAUGGGCUGGACUAGUUGGUGAUGAUCGAUGGAGUUACAAAGGACAGCUCCUAUACAUGAGAAAGACGGAGACCUUCAUGACGAAUGAUACCGACUUGGAGCAACACGGUUUGGACGGUAAUGUCAAGAUCCAGAAUCGAGUUUCGACAAACAGGACAAAAUUCCCAAUGCGUGAGCCACUCCUCAAGUCAUGGGAAGAGCUCGGAGCUGUACAGCUUCCCCGGCUUGAUGGCAACAUGGGCGAGCCAAUUGGAAUUGCAGAGGCACAGGAAAAUCGAGACAUGGGACGACGUCAGCAAGCUUCGCUAGUGUAUUCUCUUGAUGGCAUUACUGUCCUCACUGAGACGAUGGUUGCCAAAGUCAUCACUACUACAACAACGAAUGGUACAGUUAUUGCUCAAGGUAUUGAGCUUGCCAAUGGCACGGAAAUUUAUGGUUCCGAGACCAUCUUAACGGCCGGUGCUUACCGCACGCCCCAAAUUCUUAUGCUUUCCGGAAUCGGUCCUGCUGAGACUCUCGAGAAGUAUGAUAUCCCAGUGGUCCUCAACCAGCCUGACGUUGGUCAACAUUUGCACGAUCACCCUAUUAUCCCGACUUUCUGGCGACUCAAGGACCCUUCUGCUGGAUACGCUCGAGAAUCGGGAGCUUCCAUCUGGGAUGAGCCACAAUACGAUCUCGGACUCGACAUUGACUUCCUUACUACACUUCCUGUUCCCAAGGAAGGCCUUGCAAAGGCGAUUGCUGAAGAUGAAGGCGAAACACCCGAUCCAGACACCCACCCGUUACUCAAGCAGGAUCGUGCCCACGUCUGCCACGUUGUUCAGUACUCGGGUGGCUCAACUGAUGGCUCUGCACUUUUCUUUAUGACGCUCAUGCUGGUUGUCCAAGCCGAAGGCUCGGUCACCAUCUCCUCGGCCGACAUCAAUGACGAACCAGUCAUCGACCCUAAUUUCUUAGGCACUGCAACCGAUCGGUAUGCGCUCCGUGAGGCAAUUCGUACAGAUAUUAGACUCAUGACGAGUAACGAAACCGUCAUCGGCCGCGAGAUCAUUUCAGGCGAGGUCAGCAAUAAUCCGCUAACCAUUGACUCGACUGACGAUGAGAUCGACGCUCGAAUCCGUGAAAAUGGAGCCGGCUGCUACCACCCAAGUGGUACUGCAUCAAUGGGCAAGGUCGUCGAUACUGACCUUCGUGUCAAGGGUAUCAGCGGCCUUCGCAUUGCUGACACGUCUGUUAUCCCUCUUCUUCUCUCCGCCAACCUACAAAUUGCUACAUACGCAUUGGCUGAGCAAGCUGCCGUGAUUUUGGAGCCCACCAGUGCUUGA
Molecule: messenger RNA, 1638 nt
Organism: Ilyonectria robusta
Lineage: Eukaryota; Fungi; Ascomycota; Sordariomycetes; Hypocreales; Nectriaceae
Product: GMC oxidoreductase
Exons: 3
Coding region: 1-1638 (545 amino acids)
Molecular function (GO): oxidoreductase activity, acting on CH-OH group of donors; flavin adenine dinucleotide binding
Source: RefSeq, a predicted model, not a curated record